This is a messenger RNA of Paramecium sonneborni, 192 nucleotides long. Lineage: Eukaryota; Ciliophora; Oligohymenophorea; Peniculida; Parameciidae. The record is from the annotation of a GenBank genome assembly.
AUGUAGUUUAUACUUCUUUAAGACCAAUUUUACUUCAUUUUAUUUCAAAAAGAACAAAAAUGCUAUCCCUUCUCUCCAUUUCAAUUAAAUAAUUGCUUUGGGUAAACAAUUUAUUAUUAUUUUAGAUUAAGGCAACUGUUGAUCUUGAAAAAAGAAAUAUAAGAUCUAUGCAAACAAUAUAAUCACUAUUGA